Messenger RNA from Paramecium tetraurelia, 831 nucleotides. RefSeq lists its product as uncharacterized. NCBI's taxonomy places the organism in Eukaryota, Ciliophora, Oligohymenophorea, Peniculida, Parameciidae. The record is from RefSeq and is a predicted model, not a curated record. The transcript has 4 exons.
AUGUCAUCUAAUGAUUUAGAUGUUUAAAAGUAAAAAUUACGAGAGUAAGUUAUACAUACUGAAACUCUCAACAUGAUGGCUAAGUAUUAGUUGGUAUUCUUAAAAAUGGAGAUAUCAAUAAGAAAGCUGGGCUUGAUAUUGAAAUUAAAAGGAAACUAAUAGAAAUUCCAUGCUUUUAGGAAACUUAAACAAUCUAAUAAAUACAGUGCUAAUCAUUUUAAAGUUAUUUUCACAUAGAUCGCAUUAAAAUAUUAGUAAGUUGGAGAGAUUAUUCAAAAAAAAUAAAAAAGAAAUUUGCACUUUGCAUUCAUUAAAGUUCAAUUUCAAUUCUCGAGAAACAAAAAUGAUAAAAUAAGGAAAUCCUUCUUAUAGGUAAUAGCAUCUAAAGAGUCUGAGAUAAAGAAUCUGUAAAUUAAGGAAUAAGAAAUAAUGGAAAAUAUCAACAAUUAAAAAUUAAAAGAACAAGAAUUCCUAUAAAAAAUAAAAUCGAAGGAUGCGAUUUUGACCUCUUUGGAAAAUGAAUUGAAAAAAAAUUCAACUAUUAAAUCUUUUGAUUCAAAAUUAAGAAAUAUCGAAAUUGAGAAUCAGGAGAUGCAGGAACGCAUUGUGGGGACUGAAGAUUCUGUUAAUCUAUUUAUAAGAGAAAUGAAUGAUAUGCUCGAUAGUCACGAAAUCAGUACCAAUUUAGGUAUUGAUUCUGAUGAAAACUAAUCUUAUGAAUAAGCUGCUUAGGUUAUCGAAUAUUAGAGCUAAAGAUUGAAUCAAAAUUCAAGAUAAUAAAAAUCUAAGAACUUUUACUCGAAUUAAUUGACUCGUACUAAAAUUAAUUGA